CAUCUAUCCACUAAAAAUUAUUAUUCAAUGAUAGCAAUUGUUUUUUCAUGGACCCAAAAAAUUUUUUGUACAUUUUUUCUUUUCCUGUGAUUUGGCUUUCGCAAAAAGCUACGCAGUCACAAAGAUUGCAACUUUUGGAUCUUUCUCACUUUAAAAGUGGAUUUGCUGCUAAAAAAGAUAAAAAAAAAAAAUCGAAGUAACUUUAAUGUAUGCAACGUUUUUACUUAACUCAUCCUAGGAUUGUAUGCAACUUUAAUGUGAUUCUUUUUUUUUUUUUUUUAAUAAAAAUAAAAUUGCAUUUUCAUUCAGUGCAUUUGUUUUUGUGUUGAUGAUUAAGGUGACUUUCCAGAAGAACAAGAACCAGACAAGCACUUUUGUUAACUGUAAAAAAUUUUGAUUUUAUGGAUAAUUAUGUAAGAAACGACCACAGCACUUGUUUUAAUUGGCUGCAUUUCUUCUUCUUCUUUUUGUCUUCUUCAAGAUCUCUAGGCUCUCUGAUUAAUCAUCAUUGAAUUGAAGAAUCAUUGGAUGAAUCUGGACUAGAAAAACACCAUUUGCAGGGAACAAGAUGGGCGAGUCAGUUAAAUCUGGUGCUAGACUGGAAGUAUCGGUUUCAUUGGGUAGGUUUGAGAAUGAUUCACUUUCUUGGGAGAAAUGGUCAUCUUUUUCACCAAAUAAGUAUUUGGAGGAAGUUGAAAAUAUUUCAACACCAGGAUCAGUAGCUCAAAAAAGGGCCUAUUUUGAAGCACACUACAAAAAGAUAGCUGCUCGGAAAGCCAAACAAUUGGAGGAGGAAAAUCAAACGGAACCUAUUAGUCAAAGCCCUGGUGAGUCAAUCGGUGCGGAUCAUGUUGAAAACUCGACUGGUAUAGAUACCGAGUCGAGUAUAUGCAAUGGUGAGAAAUCUGGUGAAGUAGUUGAUUAUGCAAUUACUUUUGAUGAGGCAAGAGAUGAUGAUGCUGGAUCAAUGGAAGAAAUUGAGCCCGAAACCUAUACAACUGAUUUGACCACUUCUGAAGUGACAAAAGAGGAUGUAACUGUAGCUUUAGAGGGUGGAAACUCGGGAGUCCAGGAAGAUAAAGAGUUAAAUGUUAAUGCAGUUAAUAGUAGAGAGGAAUCUGUCUUGGUUAAGGAAGUGAUCCUUCAAAAGGAUUCUAAGGAUAGUGCAGAACAGCCACCAGAAAGGAAAGGCAGGGCAGAAAAAACCUGUGUAAUUAAAAUGGAAAAUCCCAAGUUGAAUGCACAGAAUCAAGCUCAAAAGGUUACUACAACUAAAAAGGGGAGAAAUUUGGCUAUGACAAAAAAUAUUGUACAAUCUGCAGCCAAGUCGCCACAAGUUUCUGCUCCUAGACUAUCAAAACCGACAUCCAUUUCCACGCCUAUAUCUGCCUCCCGUCCCUUGAAAAAGAAGGUCCAUGAGACGCCACUUCCAAAAAGCAGGAAUACUCUAGUGGGAGAAAGCAAGAGAGCAACUCCUACAUCCUUGCACAUGUCUCUCAGUUUGGGGCCAGCAAAUUCUUCUGCACCUUUUCCCACAACAAGAAAGUCUUUCAUAAUGGAGAAGAUGGGGGAUAAGGACAUUGUAAAGCAAGCAUUCAAGACAUUUCAGAACCAUCUCAAUGAAUUAAAGUCUCCAAGUAAUGCGAAAUUUAGUGCACCAAAGCAGGUGUCGUCCACCACAUCCGAGCAGAAGGUUUCCUCUUUUUUCACCCCCCGAAAGGAGAAUGAAGGACUGAGGAAGUCUGCGGAAAAGACACUUACUCAAAGGGCUCGAUCAGGAACUAGAUCGAUGUCUGAGUCCUCAGGGUUGAAUAAAGGUUCUGGUCUUGAUAAGAAAAAUGCAAUAACCGUCACACAUUCAUUUGGCUUGAGAAGUGAUGAAAGAGCUGAAAAGAGGAAAGAGUUCAUAAAGAAUUUGGAAGCAAAAUCAAUUGCCAGAAAGGCUGAUGAUGCGCAACUUAGUGCGAAAACAAAGGAGGAAAAGGCAGCUGAGAUAAGAAAACCGAAACAAAAUCUCAACUUCAAGGCCACACCUAUGCCAGCUUUUUAUCGGGGUCAAGGGAAAGGUCAUUCCAAAAAGGAAGCUGCAGACAGUAAGAUCCAUCCUCGACCCACAUCUAGUAGGUGAGAGAUUGCUUUUCCUUGUUCCACGAGGAAAAAUACGUUCUUCGUCAUAAUAUUGAUGGCACACAAUCUUGGAGUAUAUAUACCAGUGGGAAAGUUGCGCAUAUGAAAAGAACCAGCUUCUACACCAGCAGCAAGAUUGGCUAAUGAGAUGCAGGAUUUUGGCAGUAGCUGUAACAGAAAUUCAUAUUAAUCUUGUGGAGGAGAUGAAAGGAGUUGCAGAGUUGUUCAAAUAAUUUAGAACUUGUAUAUACAAAAGGUUCAUAUAUUUAUGUACGAGCGGACGGAUAGUUUUCCACCUUAUCGAAUGGAUAUUCUUUUGUGUUGUAUGUGUCGAAUAUUUCUAUUUAUUGUCUCGAAGACGAAGUUUUGUAAGUGGUACAAUGUAUAUCCUCCAUGUAUCAUGUACUAUUUCUACCUUGAUCAUAA
Molecule: messenger RNA, 2553 nt
Organism: Olea europaea var. sylvestris
Lineage: Eukaryota; Viridiplantae; Streptophyta; Magnoliopsida; Lamiales; Oleaceae
Product: protein WVD2-like 7
Exons: 9
Coding region: 569-2128 (519 amino acids)
Source: RefSeq, a predicted model, not a curated record